AGUUUCCCACAAACCCGGAAGCGGAUCGCGUGGAGUGAAGGUCACGCCGCGGCGCGAUUGACUUCUAAAGAGUCAUGCUGUGUGAUGAAAAAGCCCAGAAGAGAAGGAAGAGGAAAGCAAAGGAGUCAGGGAUGGCUCUUCCUCAGGGACACUUAACAUUCAGGGACGUGGCCAUAGAAUUCUCUCAGGCGGAGUGGAAAUGCCUGGACCCUGCACAGAGGGCUUUAUACAAGGAUGUGAUGUUGGAGAACUACAGGAACCUGGUCUCCCUGGGAAUCUCUCUUCCUGACCUGAAUAUUAACUCCAUGUUGGAGCAAAGGAGGGAGCCCUGGUCUGGUGAGAGUGAAGUGAAAAUAGCAAAAAAUUCAGAUGGGAGGGAGUGCAUCAAAGGUGUGAACACAGGGAGCAGCUAUGCAUUGGGAAGCAAUGCAGAAGACAAACCAAUUAAAAAACAACUUGGAGUAUCCUUUCACUUACAUCUGUCUGAACUGGAGCUAUUUCCAGAUGAAAGGGUAAUAAAUGGAUGUAAUCAAGUUGAAAACUUUAUCAACCACAGUUCCUCUGUUUCCUGUCUUCAAGAAAUGUCUUCCAGUGUCAAAACCCCCAUUUUUAAUAGGAAUGAUUUUGAUGAUUCUUCAUUUCUCCCACAAGAACAGAAAGUACACCUUAGAGAAAAACCUUAUGAAUGUAAUGAGCAUAGCAAAGUCUUUAGAGUAUCUUCCAGCCUUACUAAACAUCAAGUAAUCCAUACUGUAGAGAAACCUUACAAAUGUAAUUCAUGCGGCAAGGUCUUUAGUCGCAAUUCACACCUUGCAGAACAUUGUAGAAUUCAUACUGGAGAGAAACCUUACAAAUGUAAUGUCUGUGGCAAGGUUUUUAGUUACAAUUCAAACUUUGCACGACAUCAAAGAAUUCAUACCAGAGAGAAGCCGUAUGAAUGUAAUGAAUGUGGUAAAGUCUUCAGUAAUAAUUCUUACCUUGCACGACAUCAAAGAAUUCAUGCUGAAGAGAAACCUUACAAAUGUAAUGAAUGUGGUAAAGGCUUCAGUCAUAAGUCAUCUCUAGCAAAUCAUUGGAGAAUUUAUACUGGAGAGAAGCCUUACAAAUGUGAUGAAUGUGGCAAGGCCUUCUAUAGGAUUGCGCUCCUUGUACGACAUCAGAAAAUUCAUACUGGAGAGAAACCUUACAAAUGUAAUGAAUGUGGAAAGGUCUUUAUUCAAAAUUCGCACCUAGCACAACAUUGGAGAAUUCAUACAGGAGAGAAACCUUACAAAUGUAAUGAAUGUGGAAAAGUAUUUAAUCAACUUUCAAAUCUUGCACGACAUCGAAGAAUUCAUACUGGAGAGAAGCCUUACAAAUGUAAUGAAUGUGGUAAAGCAUUUAGUGAGUAUUCAGGCCUUUCAGCCCAUCUUGUAAUCCACACUGGAGAGAAGCCUUACAAAUGUAGUGAAUGUGGCAAGGCAUUCAGACACAAGUUAUCACUAACCAAUCAUCAGAGAAUCCAUACUGGAGAAAGACCUUACAAAUGUAAUGAAUGUGGCAAGGUCUUCAAUCGAAUUGCACACCUUGCACGACAUCGGAAAAUUCAUACUGGAGAGAAACCUUACAAAUGUAAUGAGUGUGGCAAGGCCUUUAGUCGCAUUUCAUACCUAGCACAACAUUGGACAAUUCAUAUGGGAUAGAAACUACAAAUGCAACAAAUGCGUCAAAGAAUUUAGUGUGCACUCAAGCCUUACUACCCAUCUUUUAUUCCAUACUGCAAAGAAAUUUUGCAAAUGUAAAGAAUAUGACAAGGUCUUCAAACACAAGUUUUUCUAAUAACUCAUUAGAGAAUUUAUACUGGAGAGACUUCACAAUUAUAAUAAAUGUGUGGAAAAGUCUUCAAAAAAAUUUCACACCUUGCAAAAGGAGAUCUAAAAAACACAAUCAGAAAUGACAAAGGGGACAUUACCACCAACCCCACAGAAAUACGAAAAACCCUCAAAGAUUACUAUAAACACCUGUAUGCACACAAACUAGAAAACCUAGAAAAAAUUAAUAAAUUCCUUGAAAGAUAUAACCCCCCAAGAUUGAACCAAGAAGAAAUUGCAUCCCUGAACAGACCAAUAAUGAGUUCCAAAAUUUAAUCACUAAUUAAAAAUCUAUCAAACAAAACUCUGGACCAGACAGAUUUAUAGUUGAAGCCUACGAGAUGUAUAAAGAAAAGCUGUUACCAAUCUUACUGAAACUGUUCAAAAACAUGGAUGCAGAGGGACUCCUCCCUAUCUGAUUCUAUGAGGCCAGCAUCAUUCUAAUACCAAAACCUGACAGGCACAAUGAAAAAAGAAAACUUCAGGCUGGUACUCCUGACGAAUAUAGGUGCCAAAAUCCUCAGCAAAAUACUAGUAAACCAAAUCCAUCUGCACAUCAAAAAGCUAAUCCAACAUUAUCAAGCAGGCUUUAGUGUUGGGCUGCAAGGUUGGUUCAGUAUACACAAAUCAAUAAAUGUGAUUUAUCACAUACACAGAACUAAAAACAAAAACCACAUGACCAUGAUCAUCUCUUUAGAUGCAGAAAGGUUUUUAAUAAAAUUCAACAUCCCUUCAUUUUAAAAACCCUCAACAAAUUACACAUUGAGGGAACAUACUUCAAUAAGAACCAUCUAUGCUGGACUCACAGCCAAAUUAAUACUGAACAAGCAAAAGCUGGAAGCAUUCCCCUUGAGAACUGGAAAAUGACAGGGAUGACCACUCUCACCACUCCGAUUCAACAUAGUACUGGAAGUCCUAAGCUUAGUGAUCAGGCAAGAUAAAGAUAUGAAAGGCAUAUAUAAAUAGGAAGAGGGGAAGUCAGUUUCUCUUGCAGAAGAUAUAAUUCUGUAUUUAGAAAACCUGUUGUCUCUGCCCAAAGGCUCCUAGAUCUGAUAAACAACUUCAAAAAAGUUUCAGGAUACAAAAUCUGUGUACAAAAAUUAGUUGCAUUUCUAUACACCAGUAAUGUCCAAGCUAUGAACCAAAUCAAGAAUGGAAUCCCAUUCACAGUAGCCACAAAAAGUAUAAAAUACCUAGGAAUACAGCCAACCAGGUAAGUGAAAGAUUUCUACAAUGAGAAUUACAAAGCAGUGCACAAAGAAAUCAGAAACAAUAAAAAUUGAAAAAUAUCUCAUGCUCAUGGAUAGGAAGAAUCAGUAUUGUUAAAAUACUGCCCAAAGCAAUUUACAGAGCCAAUGCUAUUUCUAUCAAACUACCAAUGGCAUUUUUCACAGAAUCAGAAGAAAACAUUCUGAAAUUUAUUUGGAACCAGAAAAGCCCAACCUAAAUAGCAAAAGCAAUCCUAAGCAAAAAGAGCAAUGUUUGAGGUAUCACACUACCCAACUUUAAACCAUACUACAAGGCUACAGCAACUAAAACAGCAUGGUACUGGUAUAAAAAAAGACACAUAGAUCAAUGGAAUAGGUAAGAGAACCCAGAAAUAAAGGCAUAUACCUACAACCAUGUGAUCCUCAACAAAACUGACAAGCAAUGAAGUAAGAACUUCAUUCAAUAAGUGGUGCUGGCAUAACUGGCUAGCCAUAUGCAGGAUAUUGAAACUGGACCCCUAUCCUUCACGAUAUACAAAAAUCAACUCAAGAUGGAUUAAAGACUUAAAUAUAAAACCUAAAAGUAUUAAAUUCCUAGAAGAAAACCCAGGAAAUGCCAUUCUGGACAUAAGUGCUGGAAAAGACUUAAUGAUGAACACCCCAAAGCAAUUGCAACAAAAACAAAAAUUGACAAGUGGGACCUAAUUAAACUAAAUAACUUCUGCACAGCAAAAGAAGCUAUUUGCAGACUACAGAAUGGGAGAAAAUGUUUACAAACUGCAUCUGACAAAGAUCUAAUCCAGAAUCUAUAAAGAACUCAAACAAAUCAACAAUGAGAAAAACAACCCCAUUAAAAACUGGGCAAAGGCCAUGAAUAGACCUUUCUCAAAAGAAUACAUACAUGUGGCAAUAAGCAUAUGAAAAAAAUGGUUAAUAUCGCUAAUCAUUAAGGAAAUGCAAUCAAAGCCACAAUGAGAUACCAUCUCAGACCUGUCUGAAUGGGUAUUAUCAGAAUGGGUAUUAUUAAAAAAUCAAAACAUAGAUGCUAGUGAGGCUGCAGAGAAAAGCAAAUACUUAUACACUGCUGGUGGGAAUGUAAAUUAAUUCAGCCAUUGUGGAAAGCACUGCAGCGAUUUCUCAAAGACAUAAAAGAACAUAGCAUUCAACCCAGCAUCCCAUUACUGGGUGUAUACCUAAAGGAAUAUAAUCAUUCCACCAUAAAGACAAACACUUGUAUGUUCAUUGCAGCACUAUUCUCAAUAGCAAAGAUGUGGAAUCAACGUAAAUGCCCAUCAGCAGUAGACCAGAUAAAGAAAAUUUGGUACAUAUACACCAUGGAAUACUAUGCAGCCAUAAAAAAGAACAAGACUGUGUCCUUUACAGCAACAUAGAUGGAGCUGAGGCUCUUAUCCUAAGUGAAUUAAUGCAGGAACAGAAAAUGAAAUAUCCCAUGUUCUCACUUAUAAGUGGGAGCUAAACAUUGAUUACACAUGGACUCAAAGAAGGGAACAGUAGACACGGGCUUAUGGGUGGAGGUUGGGAAGAGGAUGAAGAUUGAAUAACUGCCUGUUGGGUACUAUGCUGAUUACCUGGGGACAAAAUUAACUGUACACCAAACUCCUGCAACAUGCAGUUGACCCAUGUACACAUACUCCUUGAACCUAAAAUAAAACAUGAAAAAAAGCAAA
Messenger RNA from Homo sapiens (human), 4746 nucleotides. RefSeq names its product zinc finger protein 480 (gene ZNF480). NCBI's taxonomy places the organism in Eukaryota, Metazoa, Chordata, Mammalia, Primates, Hominidae. Gene Ontology annotation, cellular component: nucleus. Gene Ontology annotation, biological process: regulation of DNA-templated transcription. Bases 75 to 1682 code for a protein of 535 amino acids. The transcript has 5 exons. The record is from RefSeq and is marked validated.